Clupea harengus (Atlantic herring) is the source of this 1447-nucleotide messenger RNA. It is a transcript of the gene acte1, whose product is annotated as actin, epsilon 1. The record is from RefSeq and is a predicted model, not a curated record. NCBI's taxonomy places the organism in Eukaryota, Metazoa, Chordata, Actinopteri, Clupeiformes, Clupeidae.
AGCAAGGGAACGGACGUCUGACUCUCUCUCACACUCUCUCUCUUUCUCUCUCCUGGGAGCGACUGUAGACCAGCCUUCUCUUCCAGCUCUUCCGGAUCCACAGCUGCCUAACUCAACAUGUGCGACGAGGACGAGACCACCGCCCUGGUGUGUGAUAAUGGCUCCGGGCUGGUGAAGGCUGGCUUCGCCGGUGACGAUGCCCCCAGAGCAGUGUUCCCCUCCAUUGUAGGCCGACCCCGUCACCAGGGAGUCAUGGUGGGCAUGGGGCAGAAGGACAGCUACGUAGGAGAUGAGGCCCAGAGCAAGAGAGGUAUCCUCACCCUCAAGUACCCCAUUGAGCACGGCAUCAUCACCAACUGGGAUGACAUGGAGAAGAUCUGGCACCACACCUUCUACAAUGAGCUGCGUGUGGCCCCCGAGGAGCACCCCGUCCUGCUGACAGAGGCUCCUCUCAACCCCAAGGCCAACAGGGAGAAGAUGACCCAGAUCAUGUUUGAGACCUUCAACGUACCAGCCAUGUAUGUGGCCAUCCAGGCUGUUCUGUCCCUGUAUGCCUCUGGCCGUACCACAGGUAUUGUGUUGGAUGCUGGUGAUGGUGUGACCCACAAUGUGCCUGUAUAUGAGGGUUAUGCUCUGCCCCAUGCCAUCAUGAGGCUGGACCUGGCUGGCAGAGACCUGACUGACUACCUGAUGAAGAUCCUCACAGAGAGAGGCUACUCUUUUGUCACCACAGCUGAGAGAGAGAUUGUCCGCGACAUCAAGGAGAAGCUGUGCUAUGUGGCGCUGGACUUUGAGAAUGAGAUGGCCACUGCUGCCUCCUCCUCCUCCCUGGAGAAAUCCUAUGAGUUGCCCGAUGGCCAGGUCAUCACCAUUGGAAACGAGAGGUUCCGCUGUCCAGAGACUCUUUUCCAGCCCUCCUUUAUUGGUAUGGAGUCUGCUGGAAUCCAUGAGACCACAUACAAUGGCAUCAUGAAGUGCGACAUUGACAUCCGUAAAGAUCUUUAUGCCAACAACGUCCUGUCUGGUGGUACCACCAUGUAUCCAGGUAUUGGUGACCGUAUGCAGAAGGAAAUCACUGCCCUGGCUCCCAGCACCAUGAAGAUCAAGAUGAUUGCCCCUCCUGAGCGUAAGUACUCCGUAUGGAUUGGUGGCUCCAUCCUGGCCUCCCUCUCUACUUUCCAGCAGAUGUGGAUCAGCAAGGAUGAGUAUGAGGAAGCUGGACCCUCUAUCGUCCACCGGAAGUGCUUCUAAACGUCAGGACCUCCCAUUUUGUCAGCUCUCUUUGUGUGCUUCUUGUUUUCUGUCUUUUGUCUUCCCCGUCUCUCAGCAGAUUUUGUUUAUCUCAAGCCCAUUUGUCAUCAUUAUCAUGAACAUCUUCGUGACAUUUCUGUUCCAAACCAUGGCAAAAUACUGAAUAAACUGAGGACAAAUCAAAUCGUUUACUUUU